This is a messenger RNA of Labeo rohita (rohu), 1323 nucleotides long. RefSeq names its product proline rich 13 (gene prr13). Bases 259 to 684 code for a protein of 141 amino acids. The transcript is spliced from 5 exons. Lineage: Eukaryota; Metazoa; Chordata; Actinopteri; Cypriniformes; Cyprinidae. The record is from RefSeq and is a predicted model, not a curated record.
GUAGGGAAACACACUUCUCCUCACACAACAUAAAAUUUCGACCGUCCCUAACUCUCCCACACAAUAACACAGUAACACAUGAUCCGUCAGCCUACUGUAGGAACCCGAUCUCCACUUCUGCCGUCCGCGGGUGAGGCAGGUCAGAGUCCGAUCGCAGCGAUGACGUCACGACGGUGAUCGAUGUGGUCGCGGAAUACGGAAACGGGAGUCAGUGCCUGAAAGGUUUCCUAGGAAGAAGAUCGUUUGGACGAGACAAACAUGUGGCCAAAUCAAGGACCUCCAUAUGCAGGACCUCCAGCCGCUCAGCCACCUAAUCCUGCCUAUCCUUCAGCUCCAAACCCUGCAUAUCCAGGCAUGCCCAUCCCAUCCUGUCCACCCGGACCGAACCCUGUCUAUCCACCCGGCAUGAACCACCCCACAACCAUUCCUUACACCACACCAAAUCAGCAACCGUUUCCUCCGGCUAUGCCCGGACCGCACGCUCCGUAUCCUGGAGCAGGACAUCCGUGCCCCGUCCCGCAGUAUGGAGGUCACCCGGCUGGAAUGAAUGUACCUGGUCAUAAGAAACACAAAAAGAUGAAGAAGGUGAAGAAAGCUCAUAAAGCUCAUAAGGAACAUAAACAUAUGAAACAUGGCAAGCAUUCAUCAAGCAGCAGCAGUAGCAGCAGCAGUGAUUCUGACUGAAGAUCAGCACCUGAACCUUGUACAUGCACUAAUAAAACCUGUUUUUCACUUGUCAGUGGAAAAUACAUUGUCUAGUUUCACAUGUUUCAGGGCAAAUAAAGCCCAGCAGCAAUAAAAUGGAUAAUCAAAUGCAGUAACGUAUAGCACUUAAGUAUAUUUAUGUGUUUUUGUGUGUCUGAAUGCUUCUCUUAAUCAAUUACAUUUACAAGGAAAAAAUACGUACUAUAAUGACUAAAGCGUUUCUUCAUCUCUUAAUUUUGUUGAUUCAGACAAAAUGUAAUUAAAAAGCUAACUAAAAAGUAUGCUUUUGCCUGACUACAUUUAGUUUUUAACAAAGGAAGACAACAAACAACACCUGUAGUUUCAUGUUUUCUUGUAUAUUAUGCUGUACUUUUUGCCCCUAAGCAGUAGACAUGUAUUGAUUAACACGUUAAUCAGAAAAUCACGCAGCAGAAAUACAUCCUCUAAUUAAUGUAACCAUAAGUAAUAUGUAUAAGUGAAGUGAUGCAUUUCAGAUUUAAUCAAACUGUGAUUACACUUCAAUGCUGAGAUAUCAAACUCAGUUGUAUGGUUUCUUUUGGCUAAUAAUGCACUGGUGUUUUUUCAAAUAAUAAAACAUUAAGAAAAAAGCUAAAUUGA